Messenger RNA from Siniperca chuatsi (mandarin fish), 3579 nucleotides. RefSeq names its product gamma-aminobutyric acid type A receptor subunit alpha4 (gene gabra4). Gene Ontology annotation, biological process: signal transduction; nervous system process; synaptic transmission, GABAergic. Gene Ontology annotation, molecular function: transmitter-gated monoatomic ion channel activity involved in regulation of postsynaptic membrane potential; benzodiazepine receptor activity; GABA-gated chloride ion channel activity. NCBI's taxonomy places the organism in Eukaryota, Metazoa, Chordata, Actinopteri, Centrarchiformes, Sinipercidae. The transcript is spliced from 9 exons. Gene Ontology annotation, cellular component: postsynapse; dendrite membrane; synapse. The coding region runs from base 316 to 1983 and encodes 555 amino acids. The record is from RefSeq and is a predicted model, not a curated record.
AGGAGAGAGAGGGAGGAUUGUUUCUUUCUCUGGAUGCCAGCACCACCAGCACCACCACCACCACCAGCAGCAGCAGCAGCAGCAGCAGCAGCUCGGAUCCGGACGAGAGGUGACCGGGGCUGGGGGGUGAAGUUGUGUGUGUGAGCGCGCGCGUUUUUGUGUGUGUGUGUGUGUGUGUGUGAGAGUGUGCGUUGUGCGUCUGGCGAAGAGACUGCAGGAGCAGGAGAGAGGCUCAACUUGCUCCCUCUCUGCGCCGCUCUGCCCAGGCAUCUGGCGUGGUGACAUGUGAAGAGGCUUGAAGUAUGGCAUGCAAAGAUGGUUUCUGCCAAGAAGAAGGAGACGGUGACAGCGAUGCGCCCGGCUUUUAUUCGGACCCUCUUCUACUUUUUCUGUUUGGCGACUUGUGUAAAGAAAAUCUCUGGACAGACAAGGAAGGAUGAAAGGAUCUAUCCGGAGAAUUUUACUCGCAUUUUGGACCGACUUCUGGACGGCUAUGACAACAGGCUGCGACCUGGAUUCGGGGGUCCUGUGACUGAAGUCAAGACCGACAUUUAUGUGACAAGUUUUGGGCCUGUCUCAGAUGUUGAAAUGGAGUACACAAUGGACGUAUUCUUUCGACAGACGUGGGUGGACCGGAGGUUGAUGUACGAGGGCCCGAUAGAGAUUUUGAGGCUGAACAACCUGAUGGUGACUAAAGUGUGGACACCAGACACCUUCUUCAGGAAUGGCAAGAAGUCAGUCGUUCACAACAUGACGGCCCCCAACAAGCUUUUCCGCAUCAUGAAGAAUGGCACCAUUCUCUACACCAUGAGGUUGACUAUUAGUGCCGAGUGUCCCAUGAAGCUCGUGGACUUCCCCAUGGAUGGACAUGCGUGCCCCCUCAAGUUUGGAAGCUAUGCCUAUCCUAAAACAGAGAUGAUCUAUACUUGGACCAAAGGGCCUCAGCAUUCAGUGGAGGUCCCUCCUGAGUCCUCCAGCCUCGUUCAGUAUGAUCUCAUCGGCCAGACGGUCUCCAGUGAAACGAUUAAAUCCAUCACAGGUGAAUAUGUGGUGAUGACGGUCUACUUCCACUUGAAACGUAAAAUGGGCUACUUCAUGAUUCAGACGUAUAUCCCCUGCAUAAUGACAGUAAUCCUCUCCCAAGUGUCCUUCUGGAUAAAUAAAGAAUCGGUCCCGGCACGCACAGUCUUCGGCAUCACCACUGUCCUGACCAUGACGACACUCAGUAUCAGCGCUCGCCAUUCCCUUCCCAAGGUCUCAUACGCCACUGCGAUGGACUGGUUCAUCGCUGUCUGCUUCGCCUUCGUCUUCUCUGCCCUCAUUGAGUUCGCCGCUGUAAACUACUUCACCAACGCACAGAUUGAGCGGGCCAAAAAGAAGCCGGCCAAAUGUCCCCCGGUGCCCCGAACCACACCUGUCAAGGUCAAGGACACAGAGGAAGCGCUGCAGAAUCCUGAUACCAACGGUAACCUGAGAAAGCGGAUGAAUUAUAUUUCCCAGCAAGAGUCCAGCAGUCACCAGAAAGCCCAGUCCACCACCAACAUUUCGGGAGUGGGAAGAGCGAGAGCGCUACGACCUUUAGCCAGUGGAGCCAACGGUAGCUCCUCCACCCUCUCCCGCUCCAGCCCCAAAUCUGAGAGCCUGCUCAGCGUGGCCUCCUCCUCUGCCCAGCUGGUGAAGAGUACUCCCCAGGCUGCAGCUUCCACACCAGACGUGAUGGCAGGGACGCCGUGCAAGCAGAACGCCAGCGCCACGUCUCUGCAGCAUCUGCUGGGGCCCAAGCUGGAGCGCAUCCAGAUGAUGGGGAACAAACUGGAGCUAAAGCAGACGCCGUGCUCCCAGCCCACCACGGCUGGUAUGGGUGGAACCAGCAAAAUUGACAAGUAUGCACGAAUCCUGUUCCCAGUGUCCUUCGGGGCUUUUAAUAUGGUCUACUGGGUGGUUUACUUAUCAAAGGACACAGUGGUGGCUAAAGGUGGCUAGACUUUGCUCUAGCAACAAGAGUGAAGACUCAUUUCUUUUAACAGAUCUGAAGCAAAUAAGGAUUAUGGGAGCUGUAAACAAUAAAAGGAAACUAUUGUUCUUGCCAAACAGAUAAACAAAAAUGUGCUCGCCAAGCACUUCCAUAUCCUGGAGAACACACUCAGAAUACAUUUAUUUUUUUCUUCCUAAGGUCCUCGAACAGCAAGCAUAGGAACAAAUCAAACAAAUUAGAAAUAUCUGACUCAACAGAAGAAAGAACACCUGCGCACUGGAAUAUGCUACUGUCCUCUUUAUAUCAUGCUACAUCUGACUGUGAAGGUCUUCAUUGGCUUCAACUGCCUCAUGAUCCCUUUGGCCUGCAGUCAAGAUAAAGCAUGGGAUUUUUUCAUUUUCCUAUUUUUGUACCCUGCACCUGGCAAGAUGUGUGUACCACCGUCCUGAAAUGAACUGCACCGACGCUAUGUAAAUAUAUACAUUUAUUAGGAUAAAUGGAUUUAUAUUUAAUGAUUAAUGUGCACUUCAAUUUGAAUAUUAAGAUUUGUUGCUUUGGUGCAAGCAGGUUAGAUAAUGGAAAGUUAAAUUAUUUGAGAGAACAAAGGGACUCUGGUAGUGGUUUCUAGGGGAAAACUAUAAUUCCUGAACACUGGUCAAAUGACUAAACUAAAAUGAAAUAGAUAGGUUUUGGUCAGAAUGAAAGUCAUCAAACCAGGCUGAGUGGAGCUUUGGCCGGGACCUGAUCAGCCCUGAAAAGCCUCUCUUGUACACUACCUACUUGCAACGCAUCUUUCUUAUACAAGAUGGAUUAACUAAUCUGGAAAUACUGAAUAUGAAAUUUGGGGAUCAGUCGGGCAGAAAGUAGUAAAGACAAGUUAUUAAUUCAUGGAACAGUAGGAUUUAAGCUUCUUUCCUGCUGUAAUGGGUUGGCAAAUAGUAGACAAAGAUUGUGCAAGUGAUUAAAAUACAUUGCAUGAAGAAAUAGAUGGAACAGAAAGUAAAGCCAUUUGUCAGUAGAUCACUGCAGCAAUAAAAUAGUGAUUGGUUGUUUGUUUAGGGUCGUUUUGGGAUGUACAAUAAAGGAAUGUGACUGAACUGUUCAACGGCUGCUCCAGCGGAGAGACACAGGACACAGACACUGCUGUCAUCCACGUCCUUAAAUUGUUUCUAACAGAUGUGACUGACAAUUAGCCUGCUUCAGGUGUUUCCAUACCCUUUCAGUUUUCACACACAUUACAUAACACAUAACAUUAUUUCACUGCAUUUCAUGGUGUUAAACCUGGGAAAUUACUGGAUAAGGUCUAUGGAGCAGAGCCCAAGCUGUGUUGUUAUUAAAGCUGUAGUGGAGCCUGAUCUCACCGGACACAUUUUUAAGGUUGGGAAAGGAAAGGGUACCUUGUUUUUAAAAAAAAAAAAGAAGCAUAAACUAGAACAGCCCACUGAAUUUUAUUUUUCAGGCAACCCCAGAGGUAGCUGAUGUGCAGCUGUCAGUCAUUCAUUCAGUCGCUGUUAAUUGUGCCAGCUAGAGUUAGAGUAAUAGGAUUUUGUAGCUACACUAUAUUACCAGCAAGGAAAAUUCCUAAUAAAAGCCUGAGUACAGCU